AUGUUUACUCUGAUCAGUGCAACGCCAUCGCCCUAUGCUCGUAAAGUUCGCAUCGCUUUGGCCGAGAAGCAAUUGCCGUUUACUCUCCAGACCGAAGUUCCUUGGGAUGGCACAACCCAGACUCCCCAGUACAACCCUCUCGAAAAGCUGCCUGUACUGAUUCCCGAAGACGGAAGUCCGGCUGUCUUCGAAUCUAGCUAUAUCCUCGAGUGGCUCGAGGCCAAAUACCCCGAGAAACCUCUUCUCCCUGCUCACGACCAGCUCGAUGCCAGACUGUUUGCCAAGAAGAUACAGGUCGUAGCAGAUGGCAUAUGCGAUGCCCUCGUGUUAGCCUUUUUCGAGAAGAUGAGAGCCCCAGAGAAGCAAUCUCAGCCAUGGAUCGACAGACAGAUGAGGAAAGUGGAAGGUGGACUCAAAGCACUAGGUGACUGGGCCGAACAGAAACAAGGCGAAUAUCUUGUAGGAGAUCAACUCGGGCUAGCGGAUAUCGCUGUGGCAUCUGUGUGCGGAUACAUGGCAUGUCGAUGGCCAGAUCAUGCUUGGGCCGAUAGAUAUCCCGCCCUGAAGAAGCACUGCGACAUGUUGGAAGAGCUUCCCAGCUUCAAAGACACCAGGCCGAGUCCACAGACGAUGAAGGAUAAAGUGGUUUAA
Messenger RNA from Aureobasidium subglaciale EXF-2481, 651 nucleotides. RefSeq lists its product as uncharacterized. The record is from RefSeq and is a predicted model, not a curated record. Lineage: Eukaryota; Fungi; Ascomycota; Dothideomycetes; Dothideales; Saccotheciaceae. Gene Ontology annotation, biological process: L-phenylalanine catabolic process; glutathione metabolic process. The coding region runs from base 1 to 651 and encodes 216 amino acids. The transcript has a single exon. Gene Ontology annotation, molecular function: maleylacetoacetate isomerase activity; glutathione transferase activity.